Messenger RNA from Pieris macdunnoughi, 240 nucleotides. The record is from the annotation of a GenBank genome assembly. Lineage: Eukaryota; Metazoa; Arthropoda; Insecta; Lepidoptera; Pieridae.
AUGAUAGGUGUCGUUGAAGUUGCGAGGGCGUCCGCGCGGUCGUCUCAAGAUCAAGGUCUCUGUGCAGACGCGAGGCAAGGUCACCCAUUCCCCGCACCCCUCGCCGCAGUCCCCCCUUCCCCUCCCGCCUCAAUACCCCUCUCGUGCCCAGUACGCCUUGGAAGCGCGCAAAUAUUUGCGACCGUCUGUCCUCCGCGACCGAUAUGCCGAGGUCAGACCGUCAAGCAGACCUUGAAGUAA